AUGGCACUUCCCCAGGGCCAGGCAGAUGGCAGUCUCCCCGCGGGGGACUCCAGCCCCUCUGAGGGCACUCCAGGGCCCAGCCAGGCUCCUGCCAGCCCAGCAGCCACCAGGAGGCGGGCACUCCUCAGGGAGCUGGAGGCCCAGGUGCAGGCAGCCUAUGGGCAGCUGGCUUUGCUGCAGGACCACUGGCAGUGGCCCAGCUCCCCCCCAGGGGGCUCCCGCCACAGCCCCGGCCCCAGCCCUGGCCCAGGCCCCAGCCCCAGCCCUGAGGAGCAGGGGGGCCCGGGGCCGGGCAUCCAGGGCUACUCGGUGCUCAACAGCCUGGUGGGGCCCGCCUGCAUCUUCCUGCGGCCCAGCAUUGCCGCCGCCCAGCUCGACCGGGAGCUGCGGCCAGAGGAGAUCGAAGAGCUGCAGGUGGCCUUCCAGGAGUUUGACCGAGACCGGGACGGCUACAUUGGCUACCGGGAGCUGGGCGCCUGCAUGCGGACGCUGGGCUACAUGCCCACCGAGAUGGAGCUCAUCGAGAUUUCACAGCAAAUCAGUGGUGGAAAGGUGGACUUUGAAGACUUUGUGGAGCUGAUGGGCCCCAAGCUGCUGGCAGAGACAGCAGACAUGAUCGGCGUCAGAGAGCUACGGGACGCCUUUCGGGAGUUUGACACCAACGGGGACGGCCGCAUCAGCCUGGCGGAGCUGCGGGCAGCCCUCAAGGCCCUGCUGGGGGAGCGCCUCAGCCAACGGGAGGUGGACGAGAUCCUCCACGACGUUGACCUCAACGGGGACGGCCUGGUGGACUUCGAAGGUACCACCCACCACCCUCCGCGCUUCGUGCCACACACCCUGGGAGGUUCAAAGGAACAUGGUCACUGCGCGCCAGACCCCGUGCUAAGCACCCUAUGCCCUCUCCCCGCAGGACAAGAAAGCCAAUUCUUAGGAAAGUGUGAGUGCUUAGCAAAAGAUGUGGACGGAGCCAAGAUGUGAAGCCAGACAGGCUGACCAGAACCCAGCUCUUCCUCUGUGCUGGAUUCCCACCAGGCGGAGAUAAGGGUUAAGUAAUAAUAGGAAGCCAAGGAAAAUCAGUAUGUAGAAAUUCUCCAAAGUAGGCCUCAAAGUUGUUCCUGAGCUUCCUAGCAGCCAAAGCAAAGAGGAAAACAGGUUUAGUUACAAGCGUUUUGUGUUUUUUUUUUAAGAUUUUAUUUAUUUAUUUGACAGAGAGAGAGAGACAGAGAGGGAACACAAGCAGGGGGAGUGG
This is a messenger RNA of Ailuropoda melanoleuca (giant panda), 1249 nucleotides long. RefSeq names its product calcium binding protein 2 (gene CABP2). Gene Ontology annotation, molecular function: calcium channel regulator activity; calcium ion binding. Gene Ontology annotation, biological process: visual perception. NCBI's taxonomy places the organism in Eukaryota, Metazoa, Chordata, Mammalia, Carnivora, Ursidae. Gene Ontology annotation, cellular component: cytoplasm. The transcript has 6 exons. The record is from RefSeq and is a predicted model, not a curated record. The coding region runs from base 1 to 978 and encodes 325 amino acids.